AUGGCUAAGAAGACUGAGGCAGUCGGUGCUACCGCCCCACCAAUGGAGCAGAGACACAGCACACAAGCAGCAAUGAGAUUUAUCAGCUACUUCGAGAACCUGGUACGCGAAAACCAAGAGUUGAGAAACAUCAACCGUCAGAAUCGAAUGGGGGGCACGACGGCUCAAGGGCCGACGGAGGAUGCUGCAGAGAACGAGAUUCCGCCAGACACACCGUCUUCUGGCGACCUUAGCCAUAACCCGGUGCUCCAGGAGAAGCCAUGGUUUCUCUCCGUCAGGUCAUCAAAUAUCCCUAUCCUUAUAGGAGAAGUUGCAGACGCAGCGUUCGCGACGCGGUUUCGUCAACUACUCACAAAUCAAGCCCUUCACCAUACACUGCGUGUCAGUUAUCCUGAAAACAGGCAGAUAAUGGCACUUAUUCAAGCUGAGUGCCUUUUUCCAAGGCCUACUAACGCUCGAUUCUUGGUUCGAGUAGCUCUUAAGAGCCUGGAUGGGUACUUUCACAUUCUCCGGAACAGCCGCGUGUGGGAACUGCUGGAACAGUCUCUCCAGGCACUUCAUACAGUCGAUUCAAUAUCUCAGUGCAAGCUCAUGGCUCUAUUUGCUUUGGGGGAGCUAUACUCCAGCUCUUGUCGGGCUCAAGAGACAGCAACUCCUGGCUUGGCCUUUUUUAGUCACGCGAGUAAGGCUCACGGUCUGCUCCAGGAGCGGCCCUCUGUUGAUACGAUAGAGGUUUCUCUCCUCUUGUGCCUCUAUACCCUCUGCAUCAACAGGCGCCAUUCAGCUUAUUUCUUAGCAAGCUCUGCCGUACGGCAUUGUCUGGUAAUGGGACUGCACUUCGACUUACCCGAAGCUCAGCUAGAUGAUCCGGAAACAAAGGAGCACCUUAAUCGACUAUGGUGGACAGCAUAUAUCAUGGACCAUAUAAGUGCGUCGGUUAGUAGCCAGAUUGUCUCUGUAAGUGACGAUGAGAUCUUUGUCCAUCUACCAUCAGACACAAGAGUUACCGACAUACGGCACACCGAUUUCCAGCAUACAGAACUGCUUAUUUCAAGGAUCCAGCUGGCAAAAGCGACAAAAUGCAUGAUCAAAUCCGUGUAUGGAAGGACACAAGAGGCGGAACCGUUCCUCCAGAGAGUCCAACAUGCUUUGAGAGAUCUGAAACAAUGGCUUCAGAGACUACCGAAUGAUAUGAAGAUAGAUUCAGAGUCCUCGCACUCAAAACCGGCAGCAGUUCAAUCUCUUCAUCUUGCUUUCAACCAGUGCGUAAUUGUGGCAACUCGGCCAGUGCUUUUGCAUAUGUUGCGGAUGCAAAAAGAGUCCAAAGGGGAUACCCCAGCCACAGCUGACCGGAUGAUCUCAAACAAUGUCCAAGUUUUGGGAGACGCAUGCAUCAGAUGUGCUCGACAUUCAUAUGCCACAGUUAUCGAGUCCUGGGUUGAAGGUUCGUUCAGAACAUUUGACUAUUUCAACACACGAUACCUCUUCUCAGCAGCAACAAUCCUAGCUAUAUCCAGCCUUAUGGGUGACUCUGAAAGCUCUGCGGAUCGAGAAAGUUUUGACUUUGCUGGUCAACUUCUAGAGAAGCUUCGCGAUUCCGGAAGUUUCUCCGCCACAGAGUUCUGCCGUCAUAUUGAGGCGAUGAGGGAAGAUAUUCAUGGCUAUUUAUCUACAGAACUCUCAUCACUAGAUAAUGAGGUAGCGGUGGGCGUUUUGGCUGCUCCAGAGGUGUCAAGUCUCCCUGACAACACGGUCCAGUUUACUCAGUUUAUGACGUCGGGAAUGGCACUGGCGGAGCCGUCCUUAGAAGCAUUUUUGCAAAGCGAACAAAGCUUACCACACGUAGACUUCUUGUUGGACAAUGCUCAUUCGGGUUGCCUUUACUGGCCCAGUUAUGAUUCUGUAUAA
Molecule: messenger RNA, 1908 nt
Organism: Fusarium pseudograminearum CS3096
Lineage: Eukaryota; Fungi; Ascomycota; Sordariomycetes; Hypocreales; Nectriaceae
Exons: 4
Coding region: 1-1908 (635 amino acids)
Biological process (GO): positive regulation of transcription by RNA polymerase II; DNA-templated transcription
Cellular component (GO): nucleus
Molecular function (GO): zinc ion binding; sequence-specific DNA binding
Source: RefSeq, a predicted model, not a curated record